AUGUUCCGUCACCUUAGACUUGUUGCCGCUUCGGCGUCGCUGGCCUUUGCUGCCACUAUCCCUAUAAUCACCCAGGGCACAGGCGCGAGCGUUACUCCUCACGACCAGUAUUCGUCCUCAGUCGGCGUGGUCGGCUGUAAGAUCGACACCAAUCGUGUAGCCUAUUGGCCCAGCGCAGUCGACUGCAACGAGAUCUGCGUUAAAGUCACCCACGAGGGCCGAUCCCUCAACCUCCUCAAGAUUGACACCUCCGGUGGCGCGUACGAUAUCUCCUACGACGCUUGGAACUACCUCGGCUUCGGCGAAUCUGCGAAAGACAACCCGCAAAUUGGAGGAGCUAUUGAUAUGGAGUUUGGCAUCGUUGGCCCUAGCGAGUGCGCCGAUAUCUUGAACGACGGCAAGCUGCCCCUCUUGGCAGCCAACAGUAUAGACUUUCUCUCUUCGUGCCUUAGCCAGGCCGACAGCUUUGUCGCCCAAAACCACAUACUCUACAAUAUCGCCGACCCUGUCUGCCACCAUGGCAUCGACGAGAUAUGCACCCUCGACCUCUCUAUUAGCAACCAGCCCUCGUGUCCCAGCGGUCUCGGCAGCGCCAAUCAGCUAGACCAGCCGGUAUAUAACAUCCAGUACACAACCGGCGAGGAAGUUGUCGCCUAA
Molecule: messenger RNA, 657 nt
Organism: Aspergillus melleus
Lineage: Eukaryota; Fungi; Ascomycota; Eurotiomycetes; Eurotiales; Aspergillaceae
Exons: 1
Coding region: 1-657 (218 amino acids)
Source: RefSeq, a predicted model, not a curated record